AUUUUCAAAUUUCAGAAAUUUCUAUUGCUCGCUGCAUUGAGCUGAAGAAGCUCAGUAGGAGAAUUGAUUGCAGACUCUCUCUCUCUCUCUCUCUCUCUGCUGCAAGGAGAUCACUCUGCCUUGAUUUGCAAGCACAGUAAUGGAAUGGUAGAUUUGGAGCUCCGCGAUAGCACAUUUGUGAGGGGCUGAGGUUCUGGCAUUGUGUUUACAGCGUUUCAGCUUCCAACAAUGGGGAAAUCGCCAGGAAGAUGGAUCAAGACUAUACUGUUUGGGAAGAAAUCAUCGAAACACAGUAUUUCCAGAAAGGGAGAGAAAGUUUUGAAUGCCAGGGAGGUUGUCGUUCCUGCCAGGGCACCAGAAGUUGAUCCGAGUUUGGGUUCUGUUGCGGCUUCCCAGCCAAACGCUGGAACUUAUGGUCAUAAUGAGAGGGAAAAGGAGUUGGAAAUUAAGGAUGCUCCAAAUUUACCUCAUGAUAGGGAGGUAGCAUCUGUGGAUGAUAGAGAUAUGGCUGUGCAAACUGAUACAACUGAAGAGGUGCCUUAUGAUCCAGAGAAAAUCAAGGAAGAGAUGGCUGCGACAAAGGCACAGGCUGCCUUUCGGGGUUAUUUGGCUCGCCGUGCAUUCCAAGCGCUCAAGGGAAUAAUUAGGUUGCAGGCACUUAUUCGUGGCCAUUUGGUUAGAAGACAAGCUGUGGCUACUUUAUGCUCUAUGCUGGGAAUAGUAAAGUUGCAGGCACUUGUCAGAGGAAGAUUGGUUCGGCAGUCUGAAUUCACACUCGAAGUGCGUAAAAUUUACACUACUGGAAAACCUCAGGGAAAGCUUGUGGAUCCUGUUGGAGUUAAUUUGUCCAAACAGAUGGCUAAGCUUUCUGUCAAUGCUUUUGUUCGUAAGCUUUUGGCUUCAUCACCCAAUGUGUCGCCACUCCGCAUCAACUAUGACCCUACUGAACCAAAUUCAGUUUCAAUGUGGUUGGAGCGUUGGUCAGCAUCCUUUUUCUGGAAACCAUGUCCUCAACCCAAAAAGUUAGUGAAACCUCAGAGAAAGCAUCAAACUUUGGAAGCUGAAACACAGAAAUCAAAGCGCACAAUUCGGAGAGCUUCUGCCUCAAACACAGAGAUUCUCACAACUCUGUCAUCCUCUGAAGUUGAGAAGCCUAAACGGAACCUCAGAAAGGUCUUGAAUGGCUCUGCUGAUCCGCAGCAGGAAAGUCCACAGAAUGAGAUUGAGAAGGUCAAGCGUAGUCUGAGAAGGGUUCAUAAUCCUGUCUUAGAGAAUACUGUCCAGUCUGAGGUUGAAGAUGAGAAGCCUCGUGGAAGUCUGGAGAAGCCAUCUAUUAUUAGUUCAGGAGAUGCCCUUCUUGAACGGAGCAAGAGUUCUCAUGGCGAGAUUAUGAAGAAAGAGGCAGUUAUGAUCCCUCGUGAUUUCCUUGAUGCAGAAAAUACUCCAGAACCCAUUAAAAGAAAUGAUGAGGUCAAUCUAUAUUUUUGUGACAAAUCUACUGAGGAGACAAAGCCAUCAGUGGAGAAUGGUGUGAAAGAUGAAAGCACUCCAUUAUCAAAUGGUACUUACGAGUGCUCAAACCAUAAGGAUGAUUCAAGCAAUGGGCACGUCAGGAUAAGCAGGAAAAAUUCUCUUACGGCAAAACAAGAGGUUGCUGAGAAUGGGUUACAAAGCACUCCUAGCCCGACUCUGCCUAGUUAUAUGGCAGCAACUGAAUCUGCCAAGGCAAAAUUGAGAGCGCAGGGCUCUCCUAGGUUUGGGCAGGACGGUUCGGAGAAAAGCAACCUCUCGAGGCGCCAUUCUCUACCUUCUUCAACUAACAGCCUGGGCCAUUCGCCUCUUCCAGCUCAAAAGGCAAAAUUAUCAGGUGGCAAGGGGGGAAAUAAAAGCGACAAGAGAGAAGUGCCCGCAAAGGCCGAGUGGCGAAGGUGAUUUUCAGGAAGUACCGAGUUCUAUUUAAGGAGGGUGGUGAUCUCAUUCUAUCAGCAGAUAUGGUUGUGAAGAAGUGUGGUGUAAGAUUUAAUUGUUGUGAGACCGAACUACGAGAGUGCAGUGAGCCGGUUCAUUUUCAAAUUUGUCAUGCAUCGGUUGAUAUUGUGUGCGAGCGGAUGUACAUCUUAGGUGUUGAAGUGUUUGUCCUGUGUUAACUUGAUUCAUUAAUCCCAAAACUGUCUGUCGAGCCUCUGCUUAUAGUAGAAACUGUAUAGCGGUGUACCAUGUUUAAUUAAUUAAGAACCAUAACUCGACCUUUAUUUUCUGGUGUAA
Messenger RNA from Punica granatum (pomegranate), 2265 nucleotides. Lineage: Eukaryota; Viridiplantae; Streptophyta; Magnoliopsida; Myrtales; Lythraceae. The record is from RefSeq and is a predicted model, not a curated record.